UACUCCUCCCAAGUUAAGAGCAAUGGCUGAUAAAGAUGAGGCGUAUGGUCUCCCGAAAGAUUAUACGAACCAAUUACCCAUCAGUGAACAAACCCAGACUUACACAGCUGAAGCAAAGAACAUUGUGCAGUCCCUGAGUAAACAAGACCACAGUUAUGGCCUACUCACGCAGACUUUUCCUCAGUUAGUCGGAGUGCCUCAGAGUGAAGGAAACCAAACCAUAAUGGGAGAAUUACCUACUCAUGAUAACCCAGGCUUUGUGUUUGACCAAGAGCAGACAAUCACUGCAGCGACAGAAAGUACAGUUCAACUUCCUAAAGAGUGUUCCAGUGGAGUGAACCAGGCUUAUGGCCUACCUGUGGAGGGCACUCAGAAAUCACCAACAGUGUCUGUGAGUGAAAGGGAGCUGACUGAAAAUCAAUCAAGACAAGAUCCCAUCCAAUUAUCAACAUCAUCUCCAGUUAGAACAGACAGAUGUGACCAUCCAACAAUGGCAGGUUCUGGUCAGUUGUCAGAACUGACCCUCAGAGGAUACAUUAAGAUUUGUGACCUCCCAGGAGAGGAUUCUGGGCAGUUACCCCCAGACUCUGUCAGUGAAGAAGGAACCGAUGCUGACCUGACAGCAGAGGAUUUUGCUCAGUCUGGAAAAGAGUGUGUGAUGGAGAAAGAGCUGAAUGUCCUUGAAUCAGAGAUUUCUCAUUCAGAGACAGAGCUUCAUUCUGGGAAAGUGCAGGCUUUGGGUUCACUUGGAGUGGAUGCUACAGAACGUCUGAGGGAAGGAGAACAUGGCGAGAGGUUAACCACAAGGUCAUCUGCCCCUUUGAUGACAACGAGUCUGAGUGGACAACUUCAGGGUGACAGUACAGUCAUGGAGGAUUCAACAGCAGGGUCAGGAGAGGAUCGGAGUGAGAAACCUCAGGCUGAUGGCCUAGUGAGUGAUGCCUCUCCUGAAGCAGUGACAGAGCCACUGUCUGAGGAGAAACAAACUCAGGGACAACGUGAGAACAUCCAAGAGAGUAUGACUAGUGGAAAAUGGGGUGAAGAUCUUACUCUGUCUGUAGAGAAGAUUCUGAUUAGAGCAGAUCAGACCAAUCCCCGCAAAAUGAAAGAUUCAGUGAACUGGGAAGGAGUAAUACAGGGAGGACAGAAACUGACAGGAGGCCGUUGGGGAAAGGUAUCUCCUCCUCCCAAAAUAGGAGCAAUGGCUGUUCAAGAUGAGGCAUAUGGCUUCCCGAGCGAUGAUACUGACCGAUUACCCAUCAGUGAACAAACUCAGAACUACAAAGUUGUAGCAAAGAACAUUGUGCAGUCCCUAACUGAACAAGACCACAGUUAUGGCCUACUCACACAGGCCUUUCCUCAGUUAGUCGAAGUGUCUCAGAGUGAAGGAAGCCAAACCUUAAUGGGAGAAUUACCUACUCAUGAUAACCCAGACUUUGUGUUUGACCAAGAGCAGACAAUCACUGCAGCGACAGAAAGUACAGUUCAACUUCCAAAAGAGUAUUCCAGUGGAGUGAACCAGGCUUAUGGCCUACCUGUGGAGGGCACUCAGAAAUCACCAACAGUGUCUGUGAGUGAAAGGGAGCUGACUGAAAAUCAAUCAAGACAAGAGCCCACCCAAUUAUCAACAUCAUCUCCAGUUAGAACAGACAGAUGUGACCAUCCAACAAUGGCAGGUUCUGGUCAGUUGUCAGAACUGGCCCUCAGUGGAGACAUUAAGGUUUGUGACCUCCCAGGAGAGGAUUCUGGGCAGUUACCCCCAGACUCUGUCAGUGAAGAAGGAACCGAUGCUGAUCUGACAGCAGAGGAAUCUGCUCAGUCUGGAAGAGAGUGUGUGAUGGAGAAAGAGCUGAAUGUCCUUGAAUCAGAGAUUUCUCAUUCAGAGACAGAGCUUCAUUCUGGGAAAGUGCAGACAUUGGGUCCACUUGGAGUGGACUCUACAGAAUGUGUGUGGGAGGGAGAACAUGGCGAUAGGACAAACACAGGAUCUUCUGCUACUUUGAUGACAAUGAGUCUGAGUGGACAACUUCAGGGUGAUGCUACAGUCAUGGAGGAUUCAGCAGCAGUGUCAGGCAAGGAUCUGAGUGAGAGAGAUAAGGCUGAUGGCCUAGUGAGUGAUGUCUCUCCUGGGGCAGUGACAGAGCCACUGACAUGGGAGAAACAAACUGAGAAUGCAGUAGCUCAGGAUACUGUGUGUUUGGUGAGAGCAUCUGAGGGCCAACGUGCAGAGAUCCGAGAGAACAUGACUGGUAGAAAAUGGGGUGAAGAUAUCACUCUGCAGGUAGAGGAGAUUCUGAUUACAGCAGAUCCCCGCAAAAUGAAAGAUUCAGUAAACUGGGAUGGAGCGAUACAGGGGGAACAGGAACUGACAGGAGGCCGUUGGGGAAAGGUAUCUACUCCUCCCAAAAUAGGAGCAAAGGCUGAUCAAGAUGAGGCAUAUGGCCUCCCGAGCGAUGAUACUGUCCGAUUACCCAUCAGUGAACACAGCGAAGACUUCACCCCACCUGCUGAAAUGUCUGUAACUGGAGCAACGCAGACCAUGACCCAAAACAAUGUGGAUUCAUUGGACUGGGAAAGAGUGAAACUAUGGGCACAUGAACAGACUGGUGACCCAGGGAAUCCUGAGCAUGCUCUUCCUGAACUAGAAGGUUGGACUGAGAGACGGCAGGCUGUUGCUCUGCCACGGGAGAAUUCUGAACCAGCACAACAAUCUUGUUUUGUUCAGUAUACGCAGCACGCUGUGAGUGAACAGGAGCAGACAGGCAGAGCAGGCUCAUGCGGACACCAACCUGCUGAGCUCAAUCUCCCAGGUGUACAGCCCCUGGGUGCUGAAUGCCAGGGUAGUGUCCAGGCAAUCAUUCCGUCAGGAGAAACGAUUUUCCCUGAAGUGGAUGUUACCCUUGAACCUGGAUUGUCAGGGCAUUUUGAGGGAGAGCCUUUGAGGCAGGUGGAGCAAGUAAAGGAGGCUUCUGCUGAGUCAGCACCAGUUUUUCAAAUCAGAGCCGAUCAGACUGCCGCCUCAGAAGGAGAUGCAUUCCCUCCCAGAAUUCACAUCCCUCAGAGUUCCAAAGAAAUGGAAAAUUCUGCCCAAUCGGUGAGCUGCUCUUCAAAUGCAGAGAGAGAGCUGUCAGCUGGUUCUGCGGCAAGACUUGUCAGAACACAGAAUGAAGACCACGAACCUCGAGAUGAAGGUGAAUUGACGGGAAAGGAGUCUGCGAUGACUCUGACUUGGCCGCGUGCUGAUUUUUCCCAAUCUCAAAUGGAAUAUUUAGAACGCAGUAACUUGACUGAUGACCCAACGAGGAAGGAUUCAGGGAAACCAGUGCACAGCACUGAACAGGGGUUUGCUGACAUUAUGACUCUGGGCUUGGUGGAUCCCAGUGAAAGGGCACAGCAAGGUAAAGAGACUCGGGAGGAGGAAGAUCGAAGCAUGGCAGACGUUGAAAGACAGGACCACAACGUAAAGACAGGGAAUGAGAUUUCUGAAAGAGAGACUUCACUGAGAAUGGCCUUCACUGCAUUGGAAUCAAUGAAGGAACAGAUUCUGUCAUUACACAGCUCACUGGUACAGUUUCAAAACAAGCCAAAGGUCCUGACAGGAUUCAGCUUAAAGCUCGAGCCUGAGGUACAGGUGCUGAAGAAUCUUCAAACUCAGGUGAAAUCCCAGAUUGAAAGCUGUGAAGACUUGCAGAGCAGACUGAGCAAGGCCAGUUCCAUGUUGGAGCCGGAGGAUCAGUGUGCAGUGUCUGCUGUAGCUGUUGGUCACACACAGCGGUGCCGGGAGAUCGGGUCACAGGCACAACUCGCUGAGGAGGCUCUGCAAGCUCUCGCCCAGUUGCUGCAGUUACUGCAGGAAGCAGAACAAGAAGGAACAUUGCAGGAUGAUAAACUUAGGUUGGCGGAGGAGGAGGGGGAGGAGAAGACCAGGCUACUCCAGGAUAGAGCCCUCGAGUUGGACAAAACCUUGGCUGCAGCUAAGAUUUGCUUGGUGGAUAGGAAUUCUGGUGAGAGGACCUGCUGCUGGGAUCUAGCUUCCUCACUGGGCUGCAGGUCAGAGGCUGCCAGGCUGGGGUUGGGAAGGCAGCACAGAGCCACCCAGGAAGAGUUACAUCAAGCAUUCUGCACAAGGCAAAACUGUCUCAUCAAAGACCUGCAGGAAAUUGGAAAGAGAGCUGAAGAACUUCGAUUAAGAGAGGCUACAUGCCCUGGAGUGCAGUGGAGGCUGCGAUGUUUGAAUGAUCUGAACACUGAACUACAGUCAAAAGCAUCAGAGUUGAAAGAGCUGAGGUGUCUGAUGGAGCAGCUGACUGUGGUGAACCCUGCUCUCAGAGGGGAGGCCCAGGAGCAUCUGUACGUAGCACAAGGUGUCUUGGAAGAGACAGAGAGGAACAUCCAUGAUCGGCAGGACCAAUGCCACAUGCUAGUGGCCUUUCUGAGACAGUGUCAAAACUACAGGAAGGAACUGACAGCUACCAUUCAGAAAGGAGCAGCUGUCCUCCCAGGGCACACAUCUUACAUGGGGAAGGAAAAGCUGCAGAGACUAAUGAACGAUAUUAAUGACGUGAAACUAGAGUUCAACAGCCAACAGGGGAAAGUGGAUGAACUGAGAAAGGUUUGUCGCCAUCUGCAGUCAGAGCUGAAGAAAGUUAUGGAUUGUAAUUCCUUACCAUUCCAGACAGAAGCAGAAGAACUGUUGGAUCAAUGGUUGGAUGAGUCGGAGAGACUGGAUAGUUACAGCUGUAACCUGCAGCAAGCCCUGAGCCUAUGGGAAGAUCUCAGUGAGAGCCGCUCACGGAUGGAGGAGAGUGUGACAGGCAGGUCUGCAAGUGGACAGGAGCUCGCAAUGCAGGAGGAUGAGAUUCCGUCUCAGGAGAAGGAGAUUCCGAGUUUCCGGGAGAAAGCGGUGAGAAUUCAGGAGCUGCUUGGUUGGAAGGAAAUCCCACUAGAGUUGCAGGUGGUGUCGACAGUAAAGAAGAAAAUAGAACAGGUGAAACACAUCAACAAACAGCUCAACACCAUGGACAAGGCGCCAACUGGACAUCUCAGUCACUCCGUGGUCAAACAUGAACCAACGGGAGUUCCUUCUGAGGAUGAUGUCAGAGAACAGGUUCUCCCACUCUGUCUCAACAGAGAGGGCGUUCGGCCUGUCUUUGAGUUCAGUGUUGAAGGUCAGCAGUGUUCUCGACACCGUCUGGAUGCACGUGAGGAGAUGGCGUGGAGUGGGGAAGAUCCCAGUGAUGAUGAUAUCACACCCACAGCAGAGGACCUACCAGAGACGCCCUGUGCACAGACGGACAGAGGUCAGGAGCAGGGCAACGACAGGCUCUACCUCGGUGAGACAGAACAGCGCCGGAGACAACAUGAGGCGAGCGAGGAGGAAACCCAGGCAAAAAGACGCAGGGAACAGUGGCCAGUGCAGGGGGAGCAGGAUCAGAACAUGCAGCCUGCGUCUAAAACCCCGCUGCAGCAACAGGACACUGAGCUCGAGGCACUGGAGAGGUACCCAGAGAAAUUGAAAGAACAUGUGACAAGAUGCCGGCAACUCACAGAGCACCUUGCCAGUCUGGAGACAAGCCUCACAGCCUCGUCAGCACAGAUCCCGACUUCGUAUAAAGCAGCCAUUGAGCUAGCAGAAAGGCAGAUGGCGUUGGGAAGAGAGAUCGAUUGCAUUGAGCUGAAAGUGUUGGAACUGAAGGACAAGGCCCACGAUUUGGAGGGGACCGCUGAUACCAGCAAUGAGGGAUCAGCCAGCCAGGCUGUGUCCACACUCUCAGGCCGCUGGCUCUGUCUCCGAGAUUCGGCGAGAGAGCAAGAACUACGCUGCUCAGGCCUCAAGGAGGAAUGGAAAAGCAUCAACGAAGAGAUUGAUCGUGCAAUGAUUAUCCUGGACCACCUUCAGGAUGACCUGCCUGAUCACCUGCGGCAACAGGCUCCAAUGGCUGAGCUCUUGGGGCUGGGGGAGUACGUCAGCCGUUACCAUGGUGAUCUGACCCAACAACAAUCAACCCUGGGCCUUCUGUUCCAGCGUGUGGCCCGUGUUCUCAAUGUUCAGGAGCCAUCGGAACCAGCUCCAACCGUACCUGUCCUUCAGGAAUUGCGAAUGAUGGAGGAGCGAUGCCAGAGUCUGGCACAGAAACUGGAGAAGAAUCGGCAAGACAUUGAAGCAGAGAUCCGGGAACGGGAGAAAACCAUCCAAGAGAUUGACAGGAUUGAUGCUUGGGUGCAGCAAACAACGAUUCAGCUGGACAGCACAGAGUUACACAGCGAUGGAGGGCCACACACUGACCUGGAGCAACUCCGAGCAGGGAUAAGUGCCCGGCGCCAGGCAAUGGCAGAACUUAGCGGCCAGCUGCAGAGCAGGUACUCAGAGCAGGAUGUUCCCUCAGAGAUCGCCACUCGCAUCCAGAAGACCAGUUCCGCACUGACAGACAUGGGAGCUAAGCUGGAGGCCAGCCCAAGGCAGGAUCUGAGCCACAGAAUUGUAUCCAUAACGAAUGGACUUCACAGGGUGGAGAAGCUGCUAAAGCAAUGCAGCAAAACUCACAGUGAGGCCCGGAAUCAACAGAAGACAGUGUGGUGUGCGAUCGAUAAGUGGCACUCGGUUCUAUCGGAGCUCGAAGCAGAGGUGCAGGAGCUGGCACAGCAGGAUCCCGAGCAGGCUCAGCAGCUGAUGGAGAAUCUCAUGGAACCACUCCAGCUAUACCAGCAUGUCUCACACACAGCAGAGCGCAGAACCAUCCUCCUCAACAAGAUUCCUGACUGCCUGGAGGAGUAUAAACAGAUCACUGACUCGACAGAAGCAUGGAACAAUAAUGCCAAGAGUCUGCUCUCCAGUAAAAUGGACUACACAUCAGCCAAGACAGUGAACAAACAACUCCUAGCUUUACAGGUGCUGGCUCAGAGUGCCAAACAAAAGCAGCAAGGGCUGCAAGACGUUCUCGUCAGACUGAAGGAGCUGUCUGUGCUCUACCAGACCGAGGAGAUGAUGGAGCGACUCAACGAGCUCCAGAAAGGGACUUCCACCCUGCAACAAGAGAUUGACGUGCAACUUGCAGAGUUAGAACACGUAGCGAUGGAACUUGGUGAUUUGGAAUCCGAAGUGAAGAACAUUGAAAAUAAACUUUCGAAGAUUAACACCAUCCUGUCCUCCAUUAAGCUCUGUGACCUCCCCAUCGUGGAGCAUUUGGAGAACAGACAGAUAAUCAUGGAGAACCUUGAGGAGAUGAAGGAGCUUGUUGGUAUGAUGGAGCACUGUAAGGAGACUCUGGGAAUAAUGCCAGAAGCGAUCUGUACGGUCGAGGUCUUCACCAAGAUUCAGCGUGUGUCUGCAGAACUGACACAUCUGCAGGAGGUGACAACGCAGCAGAGCACCAUGUUACAGUCACUGUUGGAAAAAUUACAGGAAUAUAACGCAGAGAUGGAGAGGUUACAGCAGGUGGGUGAGCUUUGUGAUGAAACACAAGGCGAGAGGCUGGCUAGUCUGACCGAGCGGAGGGAGUUACUGUUGAACAGUGCACAGGAAGCACUGACUCAGCUUGUACAAGACAAGCCAGAGGGUGAGGAGCCGGCUGACAAGAGCAGCAGAGAGGAAGAGCAGUCAGCCACAGCACUGAGCAACCUCCCCUGGGACUCCAAGGUCUCCUCUGAUGGCAAACUGCCUUCCUUGUUAGAGGAGGAUGAGGAACAUGAAGAAGAUGGGGACAUUAUAAAGUCAGGAGAGAGAAACCAAACCCUUGUACCAACACUGGCCCCCACACUGUCGCCAUUGGAGGAUCUCCAUGAGUGCCAGGACCGAGCUGCGGCUCUGGAGCGUUGGUUGGACACAGUCCAGGAGUCACUGGGAGCGUGCGCUGGAGACCAGGAGAUGCACCAGGAUGUGGAGGAGCAUCUGCUACAGUCACAGAGUGCGCUGCUCGAGAUUGAGGAGAAGGUGUGUGAGCUGGCCCAGGCUGGUCAAGAAGGAAACGACACUCUACAACCCGAUCUCGAGAUCCUCUCCCACCGCCUGGGGACUUUAAAAGGCUGUCUGGUAACGUUCGAGGCAAAACUGCGAGAUGGACAGAAUAAGGGGCAGGAGACACCUGCCAAAACGUUCGCACCAGCUGGUGGGACCUUCUGCCACACCCUGCCCACUGGCCAGCCAACCUUCAUGGCUGUCAAACCCAAGCUGUCAAGACAGGACAGCCUGCAGCAACAGAAGGAGCUGGAGUUGGAGCUGGUCCAACAUAAACACCUGACGGAGUAUAUAGCGCUGCACGUUGACAGGAUGAACCAGCAGAUACACGACCACACGGAGCGGGAUGUACACCAGUCCUCCUCCAGCUCCUCAAGGGAUAUCCUCCAGCUCACAGACACAAUGGCAGCAGAACUGCAAGGGGCACCCGGUCACGACGAUCAGGUGGCUGCAACCUGGCAACGUGUCCAACAAGAAAUGGAGGGCCGCCUGAAGCUUCUGGAAGAUUCUCUUGUGCAAGGCUUGGCAUCGCAGGUGUCGCUCACAGCUGGGAGUGUCCGCAAUGUCCAUGGAGUCUCGUCACCAGCACCAUCACCAGCAGCAGCAGAGGAGCUGAGUGUGUGGGUAACUCAGCUUGGUCUGCUGGCCAAGGAGGCAACUGCUGUCCCCACACAGGGGCAGGGUGAGUGUGUAACAUUGGAGAGGCGUUUGCAGGAUACCACGCUCUGGAUCAGCCAGUGGUUAGAUGCUGCUGAGGAAAGAAUUUACUCCUCCAGCCCGAUACCUUUUGAAGAAGCAGAACAACAGCUGGAUUAUCACCAGCUGCUGGCUGCUACCCUGGAGAGAGUUCACCAUGAGCUGAGUGAGCAGUGCUCUGUACUGGAGCAGCCACACCAAGCUGGGGAACAGAUUACUGCCCCAGCCCUGCACUGUCUGACCACUUUACAGAGAAGGCUGAAGCUGUUGCAGGCUGCACACUCCACAGUGAGCCAAUCACUGACCGACAGGGUGAGACACAUCACGCUGUAUCAGGAGAGGCUGAGGCAGUUCGAGGCUGUCUUGCUGGAGAGAAGGAUGGAUGUUCGGAACAGAUUGGCGGAAUCUGCAGCUCAGAGCGCUAGUGAUCGACUUCAGGUGAUUGAGAAGGCGGAGGGUGAUCUGGAGCCCAUUGAUGCUGAGUUACUGGCUGUGAUUACAGAGGGACAACAAUAUGACCUGGAGACCACAGCGACUGAGGAUCUCUGCAAGCUGGAGGACAUUCUCAAUGGGAUUCGAGUGAGCCUGAGGGAGGAGUGGAGACAGGCCCAGCACACCACACUGGUGACGAGUCAGUACGAGAGGCUGCUGCAGGCUCUCCUGGGCCUGGUCAACAGCAGACAGGAGAAGCUUUCCCAGGGGACAAGACUGCUCGCCAAAAACAUUGGUGAUUUACGGAGCCAGCUACAGAGCCAUAAGCUGUUCUUCUCUAGGUUAGCGAAUCAUCUGGUUUUGGUGAAGCAGUUUUCUCAGAGUGUUCCAGAAUUUAUUGUUACUUGUAACCGGGACGUGUGGUUGGAGCUGGUUGAGGGGGUGUCGGCUCUGCAAGCCCGGGCUCUGGCUCAUGGAAUCCAAAUGGAAACUACUGUCCAGGCCUGGGCAGAAUUUGAGGUGGACCACUCCUCCCUGAUCAAGGAGCUGGAGCUGUUGAAGUCUUCAGUCCCAAUUGUUGGACUGGUGGAAGAGACAGAGGAGAGAUUGUCCGAACGUGUCAGCACCUUACAGGCGAUCAGGAGCAACCUCACUAGGAUCCACGCCCAAGUGGAACAGAGUGUGAGCAGUGGGCACACUCUCCUGGGCAUUGUGAGCUGCCCGGAGCUGGGUGCACAGGUCCAUAACCUGGAGGAAAGCUGGGUCUCCAUCAACAACCAGGUCAAUCACCAACUGCAUCGACUGGAGAAGCUUCUAGAACACUGCACACGGUUUCAGCGUGAGAUCCAUCAGGUCAAUCAGUGGUUGGACUCAGCCAGGAGCCGCUUGAGUUACUGGGAGCAGGAGUCCGUCAGCCUGCCGUCGAGACCAGAAACCAGUGAGAACCAGCUCCAACGCUUCCUGGAAUUCUGGAAGGAGGUUGAUGGAAUGUCGUCUGUGAGGACAGCAGCAAUCAGCGCAGGGAGCCAGCUGCUGGCACUGAAGCAGGUUGAGGGUGGUGCCGUUCGAACUCAAAUGGCACAGCUCGAGCAGAAGUGGGCACAGCUUAUCGCCCAGCUCCCCAGCAUCCAGGAAAAGCUGCAUCAGCUCCAGGUGGCUGUGUUACCCUCACGGAAGGCCAUCACACAGCUGACAACAUGGAUCCAGGAUAUGGAGAGCGUGAUGGAGGAGAAUGAGCCAGUGACCCACUCUCUGGAUAGCAGCACUCGGGUGAGGCUCCUGCUUCAGAGAUACAAGGGUUACCAGCUGGAGGUGAACUGCAGGCAGCUGAUGGUGGAUUUUGUGAAUCAGUCGGUGCUUCAGAUGAGCAGUCAGGACGUGGAGGGUGAUCGUUACGAGAGGACAGAGUUUGCGGAGAGUCUGGGCGCUCUGAACUUUCAGUGGCAGAGACUGACCCAAUUUCUGAACAGGAAGAUCCUGCUCUUGGAGGCACAGCUGGAAUCGUGGACAGAAAGCGACCGCAGUGUGAUGUCCCUGAGUAGUUGGCUGGAUGUGCAGCAGGACCGGCUCAGGAAGAAUCGGGAAGCCUGCAGCCAGACAGCGCUAGGAAAGGCACUGACUGACUGCCAGGAAAUCGGAAAGUGCCUGAAGGUGAAGGAGACGGAGUUGGAAAUGUUGCGACAGACAGUUCCCGGAAUGAUAGAGAACAGUGUCCCAGAAACACCAACCAGCAUCACCCAAAAACUGGACCAACUACAGGACUCUCUGAGCCACCUGGACACUGAGGUGAACCAGGUUCAGUCCAUUCUCACCAGCCGGCUGCAGCUGUGGGCACUGUACCAGGACUCGUAUCAUCAAGUCAACGGGAACAUUGUGAGGGCUCGCUACUCCUUGGAGCACUGCACACCUCUCUACAGUUCACUGGAAUCUGUCAAGAUUCAGCUGGAGAGCUUACAGGCUCUGCAGGUCACACUGGAGGGUGGUGAGGAGAGCUGGACGAAAUUCCAGGAGGUUUCGCAAAGACUGAAGCAGGAAUGCUGUCCUGCACUAGCACAACAACUGGACAAGAGAUGUGAGGACACCCACAGUGGGUGGAUCCGUGUUCAGCAGGAGAUUACAGAGCAGCUUCGUUCGUGCCGGACUCUGGGCCAGCUCUGGCAGCGGUUUGCUGAUCAUUCCCAUCGUACCUCGGCCAGGCUGCGGGGGUGUGAGGAGCACUGUCACCGCCUGCUGACUGAGAUCACUCCGGAGGACAGUCACCUGGAGAAACUGCGAUCCCGCCUGACAGAGACACAGGAAUCGCUCAGUGAGCUCGGUUCUGUCUGCGAGGAGGUGUCCCAGCUAUGUGUCGCUGCUGAUGAAUUGAGUCGACAGGUAGAUCCUUCCUCGUCUGCAGCACUUCAGUCAAAUCGUCACAAUCUGUUGGGAAGGGUGUCCCACCUGGAGGCGUCCCUGUCCAUGAAGAUUCCAGAAAUUCAGGGCUUGAUAGAGCAGCACGAGGAAUUCCAGCAGUGUUUACAUGCCCUGGAGACUCUACUGAAUGAAUCUGAGGAAGUUCUGAAAUCAAAUGGUUCCAGCCCUGAGGAACCGGAAGCUUCCUGCCUCGAGAUAUUGAAGGGUCAGCUGCUGAGAUUGAGCAGCAGCUCGCUGCACCUGGAAACUCUGAACCGUCUCAGCGGCCAGCUGCCAAUCGAUGGCCUGGAUUACACCAAGGUUCAGGCCCUGACCCGGCGAUGGCAACUGGCUCGAGCAACCGCUCUGGACCGCUGCAGUAAACUGCAGGCUGUUACACUGCAAGAGGAGAGCUUCAGUCAGAAGUGUGAGCAUUGGAAACAGUUUCUGAAGAGGAUGGAGGAGACACUGAUGAUUGAUGUUGCUGGCAGCUAUGAGGGCCUGAAAGAACAACAGCAAACUCAUGAGCUUUUCCAGGUGGAGGUUUCAAUCGCACACCAGAUCCUUGAUUCAAUCGUUCAGGAGGCCCAGAAUCUGAUUCCAAGCAGCAAUGUCCAGGACAGAAGGACGUUUGCCCUGAAUCUCUUGGCGCUGAAGGAACGCUGGUGCAGAUUGGUCCAGAACAUCUGGCAACGCCAACACAUCAUUACCACCCUCGCCAACCAAUGGUGUCACCAUGGCAACUCUGUGGCCAGACUGCGUAAGCUGCUCACUGACACGUCAAACAUACUGCAGGCCAUGGGCGAUCUGCGCAGUUACAGUCUGCAGCAGCUCUGGAUGCUGCUGGCGGAGGUGAAGCUCCAGGGGAGGAGACUCCAGCGGUUGGAGCCGUACCUGACCCGGGCCCUGGCGGUGAGCAAUGAGCUCCUGUCAGCAGCGGAUUCCUCAGCACAGGCAUUGCUCCAGGAACAACAACGCCAGCUACAGGACGCCUGGGGUUCCACCAACCUACAGCUCACGGACAAGAGGAACAAACUGACCGCCAUAGUGAAGAUGUGUGACAGAUGUGGGGAGGAGGUGACCGUAUUGGGUCUCAAGCUCCAAGAAUUCGGAGUGGAGUUGAGGCGGGAGCUGCCCUGUAUCAGCGAGGACCUACAAAAAGAGCAAAGUAAACUCCAGCAGGAGCAGGGAGAGCUGAUGCGAAGCUGGCUGAACAGGCUUGAUGAGUUGAGCACCGUGAAAGUGGAUCUUGGCAAGCACCUUAUUCCCGAAGUGGCGAUUGGAUUCCAGGAGCAAGUGGCAAUCCUGGAGAGCCAUUGGGAGCAGCUGAAGCUGUCUGCGUCCUUGCGGACACUGGAGAUAAGUGACCGGCUCGAGCAGUGGGUCGUGUUUAAUACCAAGAGCAAGCAUCUGGAAGACUGGCUAAAACAGAUGGAAGAUCGAGUCUCCCAGAGCCCAGACAGUGGCGUUCAGGAGAUGAUUGAGAGACUCCAGGAGGAUUGCAUGGGGGAAAUUAACCUCUACAACAGGAAUAAGGUGCAGCUGAAACAACUUGGGGAUGAACUGAUCAAAGCCAGCAGCCCAUCGAAAGCACCAGAGAUCGACAACAAACUUAAUCUCAUCAACAGGAACUGGCAACACCUCCAUGAAGUCAUUGAGGCCAGGGUGAAGAAGUUGAAGGACACUCUGUGCUCUGAGCAGCUCCUGGACAGGGAGAUGAGUAACCUGAGGACCUGGCUCUCUCGCAUCGAGUCGGAGCUCUCCAAACCCGUCAUCUACAACAUCUGCGAUGAUCAGGAAAUUGAGAAAAAGCUUGCAGAGCAGCAGGAGCUGCAGAGGGACAUUGAGCAGCACAGCGUGGGAGUGACGUCAGUCCUGACCCUGUGUGACAGCCUGCUGCUGGACACUGACACUGAGUCAGAAUGUGACUCCAUCCAACAGACCACACGCAGCCUGGAUCGCAGGUGGCGCAACAUCUGUGCCAUGUCAGUGGAACGCCGAAUGAAGAUUGAGGAAACGUGGAGACUUUGGCAGAAGUUUCUGGAAGACUAUUCUCGUUUUGAUGACUGGCUGAAAGGUGCUGAGCGGACUGCGGCCCAUCCCAACUCCUCACAGGUGCUGUACUCCCUCGCCAAAGAGGAGCUGAAGAAGUUUGAGACCUUCCAGAGACAGAUUCACGAGAGUCUGACCCAGUUGGAGCUGAUUAACAAGCAGUACAGGCGGUUAGCAAGGGAGAACCGCACGGACUCCUCCAGCCGCCUCAAACAGAUGGUUCACGAGGGCAACCGACGCUGGGACAGCCUCCAGAAACGCAUCGCUGCCAUCUUACGCAGGCUCAAGCACUUCAUCAGUCAGAGGGAGGAGUUUGAAAGCUGUCGGGAGUGUAUCCUGGUGUGGCUGACUGAGAUGGACCUACAGCUGACCAAUGUGGAACAUUUCUCAGAGAGUGAUAUCGAAGACAAAGUACGGCAACUGAACGCCUUUCAGCAGGAGAUCACCCUGAACACCGCCAAGAUUGACCAGCUGAUUGUGUCUGGGGAGAGGCUGAUCUGGAAGAUUGAGCCGAUGGAUGCAGUCACCAUCGAGGAGGAGCUGGAGGAGCUGCACGCCUACUGCCAGGAGGUCUUCGGACGGGUCGCCCGCUUCCACCAAAGGCUCAUGUCCAAGCGGCCGAUGACUGAGGAGAAGGAGGACCUGUCUGACAGGGAAGCCGACACUGAAGAUGGGGCUGAGCUACAGAAUGUGAGCUGGCAGGACAAGGCUGAUGGGUCCGAGCUGUCCACUCAGGGGUCUUUGAGUCACCUGACCCUGCCUGAAGAAACACAGCAACACGAGCGGUCAGGGGGCGCGACGCCGGUCAGUGUGGACUCCAUCCCCUUAGAGUGGGACCACACGGUGGAUGUUGGAGGAUCAUCGUCACACGAAGAUGAAGAUGAUGGCUUGUACUUCAGCAACUUAUCAGAUGUACCCAUCACAGAAAGCCCCGAAGCCUAUGUCAAAAUGACAGAGAGCACUUUGAGAACUUCCGCUGGGAACGUGGGUCCCAAUGCCAUCCCGUGGCAUCCAGCCACCAGCCCCGAGGGCAGCAGGAAGUGCCAAUACCAGCAGACAGAGCUCGCCAACAGACAGCAUGUGCCUGGCGGUAACCAGAGCUCGGGCCCCGGUCACAGUGACAGCUAUGUGUUGCCGCAAUCGGAUGGUUCCGGAAACAUGGUCAAUAAUAGGCGGGCAGCAGACAGUCCGGGAUCAGAGAUAUCACAGCAGCCAGAGCUCUCACGCUCUGAACAACCGACACCCAGUAUUGAACACUGGCAGCUGCUCAAUGCCAAGGCCCUGAGUGAGGAACUUGUCAUUAAACAGAACCUGCAGCAAUGGCAGCAGCUGAACUCUGACCUGGAUGAUAUUUCCCAGUGGCUGAUCCACAUUGAACCCACACUGAAUAAGGCUGAGAGCCUGGAGCCUUCCCCUCAGCUUGCAGCCAUUGAGGAGAAGCUGCGGAGCCUGCGAAACGUUCAGAAGGAGUUUGACAAGUACAAGGCCCUGGUCACCUCCGCCAGGCUGAGUAGCCGGGAGUUCCUGCAGACAGACAGUGCUGAGGCGCAGGAGUUACAGGAGAAACUGCAGCAAGUGAAUGGUAACUGGGAGAGGACAGCACAGAGACUGGAGCGAUGGCGCGCAUCGUUACGCAGCACCCUGACCCAGUGCCAGGAUUUCUAUCGGAUCAGCCACUCACUCAUGAUGUGGUUGGCUGACUGUGAGAGGCAGCGAGGCCUGGUCCGACUCAGUAACCCGGGACUCAGCCUGCACACUCUGACACAGCAUCGCAAGGCACUGAUGAAUCUGGAGGCAGAGAUGUUGGAGAAGCAGCCACAUGUGAGCAGCCUGCAGGAACUCUCGGUGCACCUGCUGGAAGGUGGAGAGGGAGCUGCCUGUGAGGAGGCCAAGGAGCAGGUCCAUGUCAUUGGCACCAAGCUGAAGGUGUUACUCGGAGAGAUCACCGCUGACCUGCAGACCAUCAACGAGAGGCUGGAUGAGGGCUCUCUGAUCUCUGCUGAAGAGUUGGAUUUCUCCUCUGCUCCAAUGAGCAGCACUCCCCUACGGCACCAAGUGGGUCGGAGAGAGAUCCGAAUGGAUAGAGCGGCUGUUCCCUCAUCGUCAAAGAGGGUGGAUGGAGAGCUUGGGGCACGGGUGUUUGGAAUCUCGAAGGCUCGAUCCUUCCUGUCCAGGGUUUUCCGGGCUGCGAUUCCCCUCCAGCUUCUCAUCCUCCUGCUGUUACUCCUGGCCUGCCUCGUUCCUUUCACCCAGGAGGACUAUAACUGUGCCUUGGCAAACAACUUUGCCCGCUCCCUGUAUCCAAUGCUGCGAUACACCAAUGGCCCACCACCUACAUGACCCUCCAUGGGCUUCCCCCACCCCACCCCCUCAACACCCUGACCACCCCCACUACCACCCACCCCCUUCACCAUUCACUCUCUGUGUCCCAUCUGCCUCAGGUCUCCCUUCUCUGUCUCUCUGUCUCUCACCUACAGCCGCACUCCCUCUCUAUAGUAUCCCCCUCCUUCUCUAAACUAACUCUCACUCAUUCUAUCUCCUUCCUUUUUGAACCCACCCCAUCCUCUAUCCCACUCCCCCCUGGGCUGGAGCUCCCUCUGAUAUGAAGCUGGGAUUGAGAGAUCUGGUUAAUUCAUGAUGUUAAUAUCCAGCCAACACAGGCCGGUUUGAAUUUGGCGAGUGCAUAUUUUUGGAACUGAAUGAUGUAAAUAUAUUUGUAAUGUAACGUGGGAUCCACAAUCCUAUGUCCCUACUGCAUGAUGUAUAAUUUAACCCUUUCUUGAAUGUUUGUUAAUUAUGAAUACUGUAGAACAGCAUCAGGGAACUUUGCAAUCUGGAUUAUAUUAUUCAGAGUAAGAACUAUUUCUAUAUUGUACAGUAAACUGUGAUUUUAGUUGGGAGAGGGGUGCUGUGAAAUGAAGUCUAUUCCUGGAAUGUUUGAGCUGUGUGUUCAUCGGAUUAAUUUCUGAUCAUGUGAUUAAGCACAUCAAUACAAUCCGAUUCCUGCAUCAAACAGCAACAACUGUUUGUAUUCAGUGGAAAUAAAUUCAGGACUCCAUUCUCA
Hemiscyllium ocellatum (epaulette shark) is the source of this 16589-nucleotide messenger RNA. Its product is annotated as nesprin-2-like. The coding region runs from base 23 to 15865 and encodes 5280 amino acids. Gene Ontology annotation, cellular component: membrane. Lineage: Eukaryota; Metazoa; Chordata; Chondrichthyes; Orectolobiformes; Hemiscylliidae. Gene Ontology annotation, molecular function: protein binding. The transcript is spliced from 77 exons. The record is from RefSeq and is a predicted model, not a curated record.